Molecule: messenger RNA, 1496 nt
Organism: Nerophis ophidion (straightnose pipefish)
Lineage: Eukaryota; Metazoa; Chordata; Actinopteri; Syngnathiformes; Syngnathidae
Gene: fntb
Product: farnesyltransferase, CAAX box, beta
Exons: 12
Coding region: 111-1379 (422 amino acids)
Biological process (GO): protein farnesylation
Cellular component (GO): protein farnesyltransferase complex
Molecular function (GO): protein farnesyltransferase activity
Source: RefSeq, a predicted model, not a curated record
CUUCCGCUUCCUCCAACCUCAACAGGAAGUCGGCGUACUAGCGUUGAAAGUGAGAGCACCGUCCAAACAAAGUAGCUCCCAGCACCACAGGCGGGGUUCUCGGACUCACAAUGGACGGUGUACAGACUCCCCUGCGGUGUUUUGGGGAAGGCCACCCCGCCGAGAUGUACUCAGACGACGGGGUGGAAAGUGUGACUUCACGGGAGCAGAAAAAGGUUGAACGCAGCAUUGAAGAAGUCAUCAAUGUUUACAAACAAAUCCACAGCAUACCAAAGCCGACAUUGCUGAGGGAUCAACACUACCAGUAUCUCAAGAAGGGCUUACGGCAUUUAUCAGACUCUUAUGAGUGUCUGGAUGCCAGCAGACCAUGGCUGUGCUUCUGGAUUCUUCACAGUCUGGAGUUACUGGACGAGCCUGUACCUGCCAACGUGGCCUCGGACGUGUGUCAGUUCCUGUCUCACUGUCAGAGCCCGACGGGUGGCUUUGGCGGCGGCCCGGCUCAGCUAGCCCACCUGGCGCCCACUUACGCUGCCGUCAACGCCCUCUGCAUCAUCGGCACAGAGGAAGCUUAUGACAUCAUAAACCGGGAGAAGUUGUUAGAUUUCCUAUGGUCAGUGAAGCAGCCAGAUGGCUCUUUUUUGAUGCACGUGGGAGGAGAAGUGGACGUCAGGAGUGCGUACUGUGCAGCAUCCGUAGCAUCACUCACAAACAUCGUCACUCCUGCACUCUUUGAAGACACCACUAACUGGAUCCUCAGGUGUCAGAACUGGGAAGGCGGGCUCAGCGGGGUGCCAGGUCUGGAGGCCCACGGCGGGUAUACGUUCUGUGGCACCGCUGCUCUAGUCAUCCUGGGAAAAGAGCACAUGCUGGAUCUCAAAGCCUUACUGAGGUGGGUGGUGAGCAGACAAAUGCGUUUCGAAGGAGGCUUCCAGGGUCGUUGCAACAAACUGGUGGACGGCUGCUACUCCUACUGGCAGGCGGGACUCCUGCCGCUCCUCCAUAGAGCUCUGUUCAAAGAAGGGGAGACGGAGUUGAGUCGACACAGGUGGAUGUUCGAGCAGCAAGCCUUGCAGGAGUACAUCCUCCUGUGCUGCCAGAACCCAACAGGGGGCUUGCUAGAUAAGCCUGGCAAAUCGAGAGACUUUUACCACACGUGCUACUGCCUGAGCGGCCUCUCUGUAGCGCAGCAUUUUGGGAACAUGGACAGCCAUCAUGAGAUGGUCCUGGGCAAGGAGCAGAACAAAUUGGCUCCUACGCAUCCCGUCUACAACAUCUGCCCAGAGAAGGUGGCUCAGGCCUUGCAACACUUCCACCGGCUGCCCGCCCCGACACGGACCUCCAGCGACGACAGAGCGUCGGGUGCCUCAGAAGACUCCUAGGUCCUAAUCAGUUCUCGGUGCGGACGUCCAGGCACCGAAUGGCGGCCAAGUCACGGGUGGCCACACUGGAAUAAGAAAGUUACACUAUGAUUGAGGAAAUAAAUCUUUUGAAUACUG